Molecule: messenger RNA, 1302 nt
Organism: Caenorhabditis angaria
Lineage: Eukaryota; Metazoa; Nematoda; Chromadorea; Rhabditida; Rhabditidae
Source: the annotation of a GenBank genome assembly
AUGUUGCUCCUAUUCCUCACAUUUUUUGGAGCUGUUACUGCAGCAAAUGAGUGUCUUCCUGGAUGGAUUUUUCAUCCGGAAACAACUGAAUGUUACUAUAUUUCGAAAAUUCUGUACAAAUUUGAUGACAGUGUGAGUUAUUGUGAUUCAAUAGGAGGAAAAUCAGCGAGUGUCAGUAGUUCAAUCGAGUUAUCUGCUUUUACAUGUAAGUGGAGAUUUUUGCUAUUGAAAUUUUUAAAUUUCUUUUUAGCGAUUUUCAAUUCAUCAAUUCUCCAACCAUGGAUCGGUUCUCGUCGAAAUACAACAAAUAACAAAUUCUAUAAUCUUGAUAACUCAUAUUUUUCGACUUAUUUUUGGGCAACAAAUGAGCCAAGCGUGAAUGGUGAUUGUGUUACCUAUCGGGGAAUUGGUUCGGUUGGGUUACAAGUGUCACAAUGUUAUCAAUUACAACCAGCGUUUUGCAAACAAACUCCAGCAUUGUAAGUUGAACUUUCAAGAUAAUAUCUAUGUAUAGUUUGGAAGUUUAGGUGUAACAGUGGAAAUUUUACUGGUACUUCGGGAACUAUUUUGUCACCAGGAUAUCCAACACAAUAUUAUAACAAUUUGAAGUGCACUUAUCUUAUCACAUGUUAGUUACAACUCAACUUUACAGAUAGAAAUAAAUUAUAUUUCAGCUCCUGACAACACUUAUAUUACACUCAAUUUUCAACCAUUUUUGAUUGAAGAAUGGUAUGAUUCGGUUAAAGUUUAUGAAGGAAAUAGUUCAGUUUUUGCAAAUUUCAUCGGACAGUUAGUAAUAAAUUAUAAUUCAUUAAUAAUACAUAAUCAUGAAAAUAUUCCAGAGUUUCGCAAUAUUAUCCAUAUACUUUUGAAACGAAAGCAAAUCAAGCUCUUGUUCUAUUCACCACAGAUUAUCGUUAUACUGAAAGAGGUUGGCAACUUAACUGGAGUUCGAAAAAAGUUCAGCCUCCAAUUAGUCAAUCCGGAACCAAUGGAACAUUGAGUUCUCCAAAUUAUCCAUCAAAUUACAAUACUUACGACGAACAAAUCUAUUAUAUUUCAACAUCUUUCGGAACUCAAGUCAAUCUUACAAUUGAUGAUUUUUGGACUGAGAGUAAUCGUGAUUUCUUAGAAAUUUAUAACAGCUCCACAUUAUCAAAUAGCACUUUAGUUGCAAAGUUGAGCGGAAAAAAUAUUGCGCCAUAUAAUAUUAUCAGCCCGAGAAGUUAUUUGAGCUUGCGAUUUACAUCUGACGGAUCUUUGCAAUAUAAAGGAUUUCACGCAUUUUGGAAUAUGUUCUAA